AUGGCAAGGCAGACCUCACACGUGUGUGGGGAAACCAAAAUGUGUGGUCUCACAGCCUUGUUUUUUGGCUUCCAUGUAAGCCGAUCUAUAGUGGCCAUUAGGGGAAACUGUGACUUGGCCGAGACACUCAAGGAAGGGUCAUCCUUUGUGUUUAAGGAGAAGAAAUCUGGCAUAUACAAAUCUGAUUUAAUCCAGGCAGGGAUAAAUGACAUGUGGUUCAUGAACCACAUUGAUGAAGGUAUAAUCUAUGCUGAAUACUUUGACCCUUUUCUGGUAAAGAUGUUGGCACUCGUACUCACAGUAGUUAGU
Molecule: messenger RNA, 309 nt
Organism: Suillus fuscotomentosus
Lineage: Eukaryota; Fungi; Basidiomycota; Agaricomycetes; Boletales; Suillaceae
Exons: 2
Source: RefSeq, a predicted model, not a curated record